AUGUCCGUCGUUCUGUACCACUGGCCUAUUAGCCCACCACCGAGAACAGUUUUAGCUGUUUCUAAGGCCAUUUGGAUUGACGCCACGUGUUUGAAUAUCGGUGGCCACGUGAUCCCUACGUACCUGGUGUCUCGUUAUGGAAAGGAUGACUCCCUCUGUCCGAAGGAUUUGAAGAUGAGGGCACUGGUCGACCAGAGGCUGUAUUUCAACGCGACAGCACUCUUUCCUCGUAUAAAGAAUACGACCACCUCAAUCAUUUUCUUUGGGAAAAGAAGUGUGGACGCUGACGCGAAAGCAGCCAUAUACAAGGCUUUGGGAAUCCUGGAGAAGUACCUGGAGCCCACUGGAUGGGUGGCUGGAGACCGGCCGACCGUGGCCGACAUCUCCUGUUCUGUUUCAACUGGUAGAAUGAAGGUAAGGGAUACUUAA
This is a messenger RNA of Schistocerca serialis cubense, 429 nucleotides long. RefSeq names its product glutathione S-transferase 1-like. The transcript has 3 exons. Gene Ontology annotation, biological process: glutathione metabolic process. Bases 1 to 429 code for a protein of 142 amino acids. Gene Ontology annotation, molecular function: glutathione transferase activity. The record is from RefSeq and is a predicted model, not a curated record. NCBI's taxonomy places the organism in Eukaryota, Metazoa, Arthropoda, Insecta, Orthoptera, Acrididae.